GGAAUAGCCGGUGUGCUCACUGGGUUAAUUUCAGGUCAUGGGUCUCCAGCCCCCUCCGGCCAGCUGAACACCAGCAGUGCAGAGAGCGAACCCUUGGAGCCAGGGGAGCAGGUCGGGGUCCGCCUGGUGAACGGCAGCAGCCGCUGCAGCGGAACGGUGGAGGUCCGGCUCGAGGCGUCCUGGGAGCCAGCGUGCGGGGCGCUCUGGGACAGCCGCGCCUCCGAGGCCGUGUGCCACGCGCUGGGCUGCGGCGGGGCGGGGGCGGCUGCCCAGCCAGCCCCGCCGACCCCCGAGCUGCCGCCCGAGCUCCCCGUGGGGAACACCAGCCGGGCCACGAACGCCACGUGGGCCUUGGCACCAGCCAUCCUGUGCAGCGGCGCCGAGUGGCGCCUCUGCGUGGUGAAUGACCACGAGUGCAGCCGCGACGGGAGGCCGGCCCAGGUCACCUGUGCAGAGAACCGCGCGCUGCGCUUGGGGGACGGUGGCGGCCCCUGCGCCGGCCGCGUGGAGAUGCUGGAGCGCGGCCAGUGGGGGUCCGUGUGCGAUGACACGUGGGACCUGGAGGACGCCCACGUCGUGUGCCGGCAACUGAGCUGCGGCUGGGCAGUCCAGGCCCUGCCCGGCUUGCACUUCGCGCCCGGCCGAGGGCCCAUCCACCGGGACCAGGUGAACUGCUCCGGGACCGAGGCCUACCUGUGGGACUGCCCGGGGCUGCCGGGAGACCACUACUGCGGCCACAAGGAGGACGCGGGCGUGGUGUGCUCAGAGCACCAGUCCUGGCGCCUGACCGGGGGCGCGGACCCCUGCGAAGGACAGGUGGAGGUGUACUUCCGAGGGCUAUGGAGCACUGUCUGUGACAGCGAGUGGUACCCGCCGGAGGCCGACGUGCUCUGCCGGGCCUUGGGCUGUGGGACCGUGGUCGAACGGCCCAGGGGUCUGCCCCACUCGCUGUCGGGCAGGAUGUACUACUCCUGCACCGGAGCGGAGCUCACACUUGCCGACUGCUCCUGGCGGUUCAACAACUCCAACCUCUGCAGCCAGUCGCUGGCAGCCAGGGUCCUCUGCUCAGGUUCCCGGAGUCUGCACAAUCUGUCCACCAAAGUCCCUGCAAGUGUCCAGUCGGUCACCGUAGAAUCUUCUGUGACCGUGAAAAUGGAGGACAAGGAAUCUCGGGAGCUAAUGCUCCUCAUCCCCUGCAUCAUUCUGGGAAUUCUCCUCCUUGCCUCACUCAUCUCCAUAGUCUUCAUCCUCUUGAGAGUUAAAGGAAAAUAUGCUCUCCCUGUUACAGUGAACCAUCAGCACCUACCCACCACCAUCCCAGCAGGGAUCAAUAGCUAUCAAGCGGUCCCCAUCACUAUCCCCAAAGAAGAAGUUCCCAAGCUGCCCAUCCAGGCCCAGGCCCCACCCCCCAAGGACUCGGACUCCAGCUCGGACUCAGACUAUGAGCACUAUGACUUCAGCGCCCAGCCUCCUGUGGCCCUGACCACCUUCUACAAUUCUCAGCGGCACCGGGUCACGGAUGAGGAGGUCCAGCAGAGCAGGUUCCAGAUGCCGCCCUUGGAGGAAGGACUUGAAGAGCUGCAUACCUCCCAUGUGCCAGCUGCCAUGCCUGGACACUGCGUUGCAGAGCCCCUCUCCCUAGGCCCUCAGCACCACCCAAGGAGCAGCAGUGGGUCCAGCACAUCUUCCGGGGAGGAUUACUGCAAUAGUCCCCGCAGCAAGCCACCUCCAUGGAACCCCCCGGGGUUUUCUUCAGAGAGGAGCCCAUUCCUGGAACAGCCCCUGAACCUGGAGCUGGCUGGCUCCCAGACAACCUUUCCAGCAGGGUCCUCGGCUGAUGACAGCUCCAGCACCUCAUCCGGAGAGUGGUACCAGAACUUCCAGCCACCACCCCAGCCCUCUUCGGUGGAGCAGUUUGGGUGUCCAGGGUCCCACAGUCCCCAGCCCGACUCCACCGACAAUGAUGACUAUGAUGACAUCGGAGCAGCCUAGACUGUCC
Molecule: messenger RNA, 1999 nt
Organism: Cynocephalus volans (Philippine flying lemur)
Lineage: Eukaryota; Metazoa; Chordata; Mammalia; Dermoptera; Cynocephalidae
Gene: CD6
Product: CD6 molecule
Exons: 13
Cellular component (GO): membrane
Source: RefSeq, a predicted model, not a curated record